AGUCACCACCUUAUGAUUGCCGCCCAAGCGAUCCCCAGAGUACAUGCCGCAACAAUGGCGCCGUAUCCACCACGAGCCCUUCUCCCCCUACUCCUCCUGGUCGCCGCAGCCCACGCCGGCAACCCUUCCCACUCCGAGUGCCCAAGAGACGUGAACCACACGCGCGGGCGCGGCGGCGUCUUCCAGGCCAACCUCGACUCCCUCCUCUCCUCCCUCCCCGCCGCCGCCGCCGGCGCGGCGUCAGGAUUCGCGACGAACGCCACCGGCGCGGCGCCCGACAGGGCGUACGGGCUCGCGCAGUGCCGCGCCGACGUCACCGCGUCCGACUGCCUCGCGUGCCUCAACGCCUCGGCGCGGGACAUGGCCGGCAAGUGCCCUGGCCGGAGAAACUACAUGCUGGUCCACGACACCUGCCUGCUGCGGCACGCCAGCGCGAGCUUCUUCGGCGCCGCCGACACAUCGCGGGUCAAGUACCGGCGGAAUCCGCAGAACGCGACGCAGCCGGAGCGGUUCGCGUCGCUGCUGGCCCCGCUGAUGGGCAGCCUCGCCGAGAGGGCGGCGUACGCGUCUCCGCGGAUGUUCGCCGUCGGCACGGCCGACGUGACGUCCUCCGACAGGAUCUACGGCAUGGCGCAGUGCACGCGGGACCUCGGUAAGGACGACUGCCACAGCUGCCUCGUCACUGCCGUCUCAAGGAUCCCCACCUGCUGCGCCGGGAGGCGGGGUGGCCAGGUCAUCUUCCGGACCUGCUCCGUCCGGUUCGAGGUCUACCCUUUCUUCAGCACCCCCUCUGAGGCGGCCAUGUUGCGGACGCCGCCGCCGCAGCCAGCAGGUCAAAUCAUGACGGUAAUUCUAAGAUCAGCUUAUCAAACGGGUUGUGCGUCUAUAAAAAAGCGUCUGACGCCUGCCAUUUAGAUGGAAAGUGCCACUGUUGCGACGUGACAGAUUUGUGCUAUCUCACAGUCGCUCUGUGCAAGAAAUAUUGUGAAGGUUCUCCACACUAGUGGCAAUGCAUGGCAGCCGAUUGAACUUUUGUUCCAACUAAAAAUGUGCUAUGUGUGGGAGGACAUAUUUUGAAAUAAAAGGCAGUAUCUCAGUUCUCGUGUGU
Triticum dicoccoides is the source of this 1108-nucleotide messenger RNA. Its product is annotated as cysteine-rich repeat secretory protein 38-like. Bases 13 to 915 code for a protein of 300 amino acids. The transcript is spliced from 2 exons. NCBI's taxonomy places the organism in Eukaryota, Viridiplantae, Streptophyta, Magnoliopsida, Poales, Poaceae. The record is from RefSeq and is a predicted model, not a curated record.